Eimeria acervulina is the source of this 1614-nucleotide messenger RNA. RefSeq lists its product as hypothetical. NCBI's taxonomy places the organism in Eukaryota, Apicomplexa, Conoidasida, Eucoccidiorida, Eimeriidae. The transcript is spliced from 5 exons. The coding region runs from base 1 to 1614 and encodes 537 amino acids. The record is from RefSeq and is a predicted model, not a curated record.
AUGGACGCGGGGGUUUUACUCAGCAGCAGCAGCAGCAGCAGCAGCAACAUGCCGCUGCUGCAGCGUGUGGUUACAGCAGAAGAAAUAGCAGCAGAUACAAGGCUAUUUGCUGCUUUUCAGUGGGCAAUAGGCAUUGGAGAAGCGCAGCAAAUACUCACUCGCCCAGAAGAAGAGGCUGCUGCUGCUCCUGCUGCUGCUGCAGCAGAUCAGGAGCAGCAGCAGCAGGAGAAGCCAACCAUCAAAUUCAGAGGUUGGGAACCUGGCCCCAAGUGGUCAGCAGCAAACCGCAGGAGGAUUGCGAAGGCCCUCAGCAGCGUGCUGCAGGAACCCUGUCGCGCUAUCCUUUGUCCUUCGCCUUGGGAAGAAGACAGCAGCAGCAGCAGCAGCAGCAGCAGCAGCAAUGGGGGCGGCAGCUCUGGCGGAUGCAGCAGCGUCAAUAGCAGCCAGCAGCAGCAGCAACAGCACCAUCAUCAUCAUUCCCAGGCAAGCAGCAGCAGCACCUGCAGCAGCAACAGCAGCAGCAGCAGCAGCAGCAGCAGUAUGAUGGCUGGUGCGGUUUCUCCUUUGGGGCUGAGGCUUGAAGUGAAGGACAUAGGUCUUGUUGCUGCUGCUGUUGAUGUCUGCAUUAUAAAAGAAGCAAAGGGCAGAGCCUUUGUACCCUUCCACACCUUGCUUAAGGAGACACCUAUCUCUGUCUUUCUUACAGACUUUGUCUCUUCUGCUAUUAAAGCCUCUGUUUGUAGAGGGCCCAGAGGCGUCCCUUUGAUGGUUUACGAGCGGCUGUCUCUCGAUGCAUUUGCACGCGAACUUCACCUGGGACACAAAAAACAAACGUUUGCUGCUUCCACAGACUUAAAUGCUUUUGCUGCUGCUUUUGCUGUUGUUGCUGUUGCUGCUGCAGCUGUUGCUUCUAAGGCAGUAGGCGAGGCGCUGCGUCGCCUGAAGAUCGGGUGGGUGAUGCCGCUAGGGAGAAUGCGUCUACCUUUUGAGAGCAGCAGCAGCAGCAGCAUUAAGCCACGAGCUGCAGCAGCUGCCGCUGCAGCAGCAGCAGCUGCUGCUGCUGCCGCAGGUACUGCAGCUGCACCACCGGGACAGCAGCAGCAGCAGCAACAGCUGCAGCAGGAUGGACUAGCUGCAGGCGAUGCUGCAGUUGCAGCAGCAGCUGCAGCAGCAGCAGCAGCAGCUACUGCUGCUACUCCUAUCCCUAAGAAGAGAGGUCGCGCGAAGCAAGAGCAGCAGCAGCAACAGCACGGGCAGGGGAAGCGGCAGCAGCAGCAGCAGCAGACUGAAGGACAAGCAGCAGUAGCAGCAGCAGGAACGAAGGUGAAGGUUGAUGACGCUGCUGCAGCAGCAGCACAACCGCGACUCACCAACGGCCCCACAGCACCAGCAGCAGCAGCAGCAGCAGCAGAUGAGAGCUCGAGUGAAGAAGAAGACAAGCCGCAGCAGCACGUCAGCAAGAAAGGGAAGAAGGUAAUAAUGCCUUCAGGCCUGUCAAAGUCUGCAGAUACACCCCAGCAGCAUCACCGCAUGCAGCAGCAGCAGCAGCAGCAGCAGCAGCAGCCGGUCCCCAUGGAUAGUUCAGAUGACUCGAGCGACGAAGACGACAAUUGA